This is a messenger RNA of Panicum hallii, 858 nucleotides long. RefSeq names its product dirigent protein 21-like. Lineage: Eukaryota; Viridiplantae; Streptophyta; Magnoliopsida; Poales; Poaceae. Bases 135 to 668 code for a protein of 177 amino acids. The transcript has a single exon. The record is from RefSeq and is a predicted model, not a curated record.
CUUUGGACGCUACUUACACCGUCACAAUCCAGUCCAGUGAUCUGACACCAUGAAACCUCAUGAUCUAGCAUUACUUCAUAAGCACUGCACGCUUCCUUUUACCUUCCUGAUCUUCUUUCCUUCGCUCCAGUGCCAUGGCCGGCGUCAAUCAAAACAUACGGCAGGUCCUGCUAGUGCUCGCCACCGUCGCCGUCGUCGCCCACGGUGCCACGACCACGCACCUCCAGUUCUACAUGCACGACAUGGUGACGCCAUCGGCGGGGAGCCUGGCGACGGCGGUGCGCUCGGUGAGGGGCCCGACGCCGGCGCCUGGCAACCCCAUCAACCGGUUCGGCGACAUGUACGUGAUCGACGACGCGCUGACGGAGGGGCCCGACGCGGCGUCCCGGGCCGUCGGACGCGCGCAGGGGUUCUACCUCAUGGCGUCCCGGUCGGCGGACCAGCUGCUGCUUUCCGCCAACGUGGUGUUCACGGCGGGGAGGCACAACGGGAGCUCCAUCGCCUUGAUGGGCAGGGACGCCAUCCUCGACGAGGUCAGGGAGCUUCCUGUCGUAGGGGGCACCGGCGGGUUCCGCGGCGCCGCCGGGUACGGCCUGAUCCGGACGCACUCCUUCAACGCCAGCAACAACAACGCCGUGCUCAAGGUCGACAUGUACCUAAGCGUGUAAGGUAGGGUUUGGCAAGCAAGGCGCGUACGUACCUGAGCUUCAUGGCACAUGAUGAGUUUGCUCAUCUCUCGAGGUGUAACUGGGGUGUGGUGUCACCGUUUGCAGUGUGUGUAAUUCAAAAUAAUUUCGCCUUUGGAGUGUUGAAAUUUCUGUAAAGUUCUGGUAUAUGGUAAUGCUGUUCCGAUUGUUU